Messenger RNA from Gossypium arboreum, 1308 nucleotides. RefSeq lists its product as uncharacterized. The transcript has a single exon. The record is from RefSeq and is a predicted model, not a curated record. Lineage: Eukaryota; Viridiplantae; Streptophyta; Magnoliopsida; Malvales; Malvaceae. The coding region runs from base 163 to 774 and encodes 203 amino acids.
CAUAGUUUCAUACACUUAACCCUCUAUCUACGGCCAUCUGAAUUUUACAAAGAAUCUUUCAACCUAUUCUCUAAGGUUUUUCAUCAUUUUUACUCGGUCGUUUCAUACGAAGUUUCCCAAUAUCAACACUUUGGGUUUUUUUCUUUUUUGGUCUCAUUCAACAUGGCACCACCUGGAGAGGCUAUUACUAGCACUUACACAAGCAGAAACAACUUCCCGAAGCCACCAAAACUCUCAAACGACAGCCUCCACCGUACCGUAUCCGAUAUCACCUUCCAACUGAGCAAGGAAGUGUUGGAUAAUUAUAAAGAAACAGCUGCGGUGGCAGUGGACGAGAAACAGCUGCCGCCAAUAUCGGAAGUGGAAGAUGCAAAGUGCGAGUGUUGUGGGAUGAGUGAAGAGUGCACCCCGGAGUACAUCGAGCGAGUCCGGAACAAGUUCUUGGGGAAAUGGAUAUGUGGGUUAUGUGCUGAGGCAGUGAAAGAAGAAAUGGAGAAAAACGGGGGCAAGAUAGAGGAAGCUUUAAGUGCACACAUGAAUACAUGCGCUAGGUUUAACAAGUUCGGGAGGGCAUAUCCAGCUCUGUUGACAGCUGAAGCCAUGAGGGAGAUUUUGAGGAAGAGUUCGAGAUCGGAAGGGAAAAGUCUUAGGGCCAAGUCUUUUAACCCUAGGGAUAGAUCACCAGGAGCUCAAAAGAUCGGUGGGAUCGCUAGGAGUUCUAGUUGCAUUCCAGCCAUUACAAGGGAGAUCAAUGAUCUCACUCUUUCAAACUGAUUAUCAUAUAUUAUUGUUAUAGCCCAAUCUCUUCAUAAUAUAGAACUUUUCCUCCCCCCUUGUGCCUUACGUUUUUUUUCUCCGUAUGGACCAAACCUUUUUUACUCAUCAUCAUACCAGACAGUUUUUUGGGGUUUGGUCCAAAGUCGUAUAGGUGGAACUCAAAUCAAGGAGAGCUAUUUUUUUAUCCUAUUCCUAUUGGUUCUGUUAUUUUGCAUAAUAUAAUCUCUGAUCUUACUUUUCCUUCCUUUUUUUUUUUUUUGGUGUGACGUAUUUCUUAUAACAAAAACUUUUAACCACCUUUUAUCUAAGGUUUUUUUAGGGCUGGUUCCAAUUUUUCUUCUUUUGCACCCCUUUCGCUUCACCGCAUGGUAAUGACCUUGAGAGCUAGAUUUUGUUGUAAACUAAUAUUUGUGGAGAGUCGGCAUCCCUUUACUGAUAUAGGCUCAAGCUUUUUUUAACUACUACUUGUUCUAGCAAAGCAAUUGUAAGCUUGUAUGUUUCAAUGUAAUAAAUCCUUAAAUGUUUUAUAAA